AUGGGAAGGGGAAGAGUCGAAUUGAAAAGGAUAGAGAAUAAGAUAAACAGACAAGUUACAUUUGCGAAGAGAAGAAAUGGUCUUCUUAAGAAAGCUUAUGAGCUGUCUGUUCUUUGUGAAGCUGAGGUUGCUCUUAUUAUCUUCUCCAACAGAGGCAAACUUUAUGAGUUUUGUAGCAGUCCUAGCAUGCUGAAAACCUUAGAUAGGUAUCAAAAGUGUAGCUAUGGUGCAGUAGAAGUCAACAAACCUGCCAAAGAGCUUGAGAGUAGUUACCGUGAGUAUUUGAAGCUGAAAGCAAGGUUUGAAUCUCUUCAAAGAACUCAGAGAAACUUUCUAGGUGAAGAUUUGGGUCCUUUAGGUACUAAAGAUCUUGAGCAGCUCGAACGCCAACUCGUUUUGUCUCUCAAACAAGUCAGGUCUACUAAGACUCAAUUUAUGUCGGACCAAUUAGUUGAUCUUCAAAAUAAGCUGGAAGAAAUAAAUAUAAAUUCAAGAAACCAGUAUAGACAAACAUGGGAAGGUGGUGAUCAAAGUAUGGCAUAUGGUAAUCAAAAUGCUCACUCACAAAGCUUCUUUCAGCCUUUGGAAUGCAAUCCAACAUUGCAGAUAGGGACUGAUUACAGGUACAAUUCAGUGGCAUCAGAUUAUUUCUCUUGUUGCAUAAAAACCAAAGACAAAAACAAAACAGUUUUUGGUUUUGACAAUGUUGUAAAUGCUGCAUGUGCUUUUAUCUGUUACUUGUGUUGUUAUAAAAACAGCAGUGACUCAAACUAUUGA
Lathyrus sativus (Indian pea) is the source of this 777-nucleotide messenger RNA. The record is from the annotation of a GenBank genome assembly. Lineage: Eukaryota; Viridiplantae; Streptophyta; Magnoliopsida; Fabales; Fabaceae.